Messenger RNA from Periconia digitata, 1779 nucleotides. The record is from the annotation of a GenBank genome assembly. NCBI's taxonomy places the organism in Eukaryota, Fungi, Ascomycota, Dothideomycetes, Pleosporales, Periconiaceae.
GGCAUCAGGACCACCUCGUGUUUCACACGUCGUCCGUACGCCGUACCGUGUCUUGCGGCCUGUAGGUCCGCUGGUGUCAAAGUUACUGGGCGAGCAGACAAUCGCAUUUCGGGCAAAUUCCUGGUGGUCUCAUUCCCUAGGAAAGCAUUCCUGCCUGCGCCUGCACAACCGACCCCUGCCGCGAUGCAGCCGUCCGUUAUGAACAAGAGCCCCAGGGCCGCACCAGCUCCACUAGGUCCUCAACACCUCAGGACAGCUUCGCGUGCUUCCAGAGACUCCACUUCGCCGGCGCCCUCCUCGCCCCAUGGUUCACGCAACCAACAAGUCGAUGUAAACACCUUCCAUAACGUCGACUUCGCCGAGCAUUCGAUCCGCCCGCCACCUUCCGCAUUUACAUGCGACUCCGGAACAUCUACCUCCUACGAUCCACAUGGUGCCUCGCCCUUGCCCCUCGACCUUCAGCGUUCAGAAUCCCCCCGCUUGUCUCUCACUGGCACUCUGUUGAACAACUGCCAGCCACUUCUGACUCGCGCCACAAACACUUUACAACAACAUACUUCAAAAGCAUCCUUCCACUCCCCCACCAAGUCACUGGCCAGCUUCAUCCCUUCUCGCAGUGCCAUCGAAUCCACCGCUAGCCAACCCAAAAUCCGCGCUCUCCAGAACUGGUUCAACGGGGCUUCGGGUCAAGUGAACCUCGGAAUUGGUCCUCGCUCGCGUGAUAACGAAGACGACGAAGACCCUUACGACUCUGAAGACGAUUACGACGAAGACGGCAAUAUGAUGGCCGGUAUUUUCAAUCGCGGCGCAUCCUUCACAAGGUCGUCGACUGAGAAUGACAAACAACCCCAAAAUGCUCCCGAAUCGACCCAAGAGUCCCCGUCUGCCAGCAACCGAUUUGCAUGGCUACUUUCGACCCAAAAGAAUGCCUCCGUCCCAGAUCCUGUACCCUCGCCAACCUACCAUAACCCGUCCGAUGAGCUUCUCAACCUAAACAUCUCCCAGACCCUCUUCCCUCAUGGCCCUGUCGACCCACUAGCCCCUUCCUCAUUCAACGACCUGCUAUCCUCCGCCGAGUCUCUCAUUUCCCGAUACCAAACAAGCUACCGCCAGCUUUCCACAGCUCUGGUCGAUGCCCGAGCCGAACAAAGCGCGCAAGACGACGAGUUGGAUGAGGCGGACACAAGGAUCAGGCAUCUCAAGAUGCAAAUGGAGGCCAUGGCCGCGCGGGCGGCCGACCAAGACGAACAGAUGCGGAGGCUCAUGGAGGAUCUCAUGUUCGAGAAGCGUGCCCGCGAGGAAGACGAGGCAGCACGAAAACGCAGUGUCGCCCUUGUACGGGAAACACCACGCGAAGAAACCCACAGCCCCACCAGGCGCCGUACACGCAUUUCCAACUCCGACGUCAGCGUCGACUCGGGCUUCGAAUCAGAAUGCGAGACGGACGCCGCCAGCGUCUUCUCCAAGCGCGAAUGCCUGAGUCCAACGGGGACAGACCACUCGUCCGUCGCUGCGCUAGAGGACCGCGAUACCACGCCUAAGGGGAAACGAUCGCAAACCAUCCAGCGCAUGAGCACCUUCGACAAAACACGCAACGAUCCUUCUUUCGAGAAGAACAGCUGGGGGUGUUCGAAUUGCGAGGGCGGCUCGCAGGCUUCGGUUUGGGGUCGCUUGUCAAAAGAACGGGAGGAGAACAGCGUGCUCAGGCGGAGAGUCGGCGAGUUGGAAGAAGCGGUCGAAGGGGCGCUCAAUAUCGUUGAUGGUCCGUGGGGUAUCUGA